CACGGCGGAGCGGAGGAGCAUCUCUCUUUCAGCUCUGUUCGUUUCGGAAGCGCAGUGACGGACACCCCGGAGUCGAGCACACUGGACUCAUUAACAUAAUGUAGUCUUGAGCAAGUAGAUUUCAAGUUUGAGAACCUUUUCACUCAAUCCUGCCACCGUGAAAUGGGCAUUGCGUAGUUGUUGUUUUGACUCUAUAAGCACAAAUGCCUUAAAGAAUGAGAGCCUUAGGAAGGAGGACUGUUGAAAUGAUGCUAUGCGGAGAUGGAGAACGGAGAACCUGCAAGAGUGCAUGACAAGCGGCUCUGUGCCGGUUUGAAGAAAUCAUAAAAAUAGGAGAAACACAUCACCACCUGAAGCCAUGGGGAUACGACAUCUCCUACUUCUGUUGGUCUGUCUAGACCCGCUGUGCGUUCUGAGCACAUCCACAGCCAAACGGAGCAAACCUCCUCCAAAGAGACCCCCAAAGGUGAAGGAGGUCAACAGCACCGUUGCUCCGACAGUGGCAACCCGACGGAUCACACAAGUCCAGGCGCCCAUCGUUGGUGACCAUGACACCUGUCUUGGCUACUAUGACGUGAGCGGUCAGUACGACAAAGAGUUUGCCUGCAACAACACUGACCACCGGUAUUGCUGCGGGAGCUGCUUCCUGCGCUUCUGCUGUCCUGUGAAAGCCCAACGAGUGGAUCAGAGAAUCUGCACCAACUACAACACGCCCGACUGGAUCAAAACCCAACCGCCCUCACCAGCACCCACAGGGGACACGUACGACCCUGCACUGGACCAAACCAACACCACUGUCUACAUAACCUGUGGAGUCAUCACCCUUAUUAUCAUCUUGGGAAUUUCUGCCAAAGUGGCCUAUGAUAAAGCCACCAGACCGCCUCAAGAAAUGAAUGUCCAGAGAGCACUGGCGGACAUUUUGAGACAGCAGGGACCCGUUCCCAUACCACAGUACGAGCAUGAAAACAUUGCCACUAUCGACACCUCACCCAAAGAGAACACACCUAUACGAACAUCCAAGAACCACUACACACCAGUGCACAACAAGAACAACCACGGGCAUUAUGGAAAAGAAAACUUCCGCAGUGGUCAAGACAUUCAUAACUUUAUUUCCUCUGGCUUUGUGACGCUCGGCAGGAGCCAUCUGAAAGCGCAGCACUCUGUAGAUGAUCUCGGGCAGCUGUCAUGGCAGGCUGAUCUGGACGUUCCUCUGUCCUACAGUAACCAUCCACACGACUACACCAGCCAUCUGGAUCUCACUGGGUCACACACACCUAAAAUCGGACACCGAAUAGAAUACUACGAGAAGCCGAGGAUGAACAACAUCCUGACAUCCCAGACCGAGCCGUACGACCUGUCCUUCUCCCGUUCCUUCCAGAAUCUCACGCACCUCCCGCCGUCCUACGAGAUGGCCAUGAAACCGGACUUAAGUGGCAAGGAUGAUGAGUACUACAUCCGAAAGCACCAUUUACCUGAUCCGACGCCUCGCGGCGGCAACCUGCAGACACACAUGAUCAAGCUGAACGUGGAUCCGCCCAUGCAGCGCCAGAAGCCCAAACGCGUGCAGCGUGCCAUGUCCCAGGACCACGUGCUCUCGCCGGUCCACUCCAAACCUCACCGGGACUACGGCCUGUCGGCGUACAGCGGCGGCGCCGGUGGUCUGUCCCCGUACCAUGGGCGAAUCCUCUCUGAGGAACAGCUGCUGUCGGCUGACCGACUGCACUCCCAGGACCCAUUGCUCUCGCCGGAUAAGAUGCUGUCCUUGCAGCGCUCCAAUUUCCAGGAGAAGGCCAUGUCGCGGGCACUGUCGCAAAUAGAUAUGUUUGUGCCUACCACACCUGUCAUGGACCGGCAUUACAAAAUGAUGAAGAUGCAUUCACACCCCAGCAGCAGCAACAACGAGUCCUACAACACACUGACUGUGAACAGUGCGCAGGUGGGCAACAAAAGGCAGGCAUUCGCCAACCGCCGCAUGCAUACGGUGGACCAUCUGCAGUAUAUACCUGGACAUCAUCAGUACAGAACCGCUAGCAAGACUGAAGUAACUGUCUGAGAGAGCAAGACGGGAGAGCGAAUGAUGUCAACAAACAAUCCAGCUGGAGGAGUUUGCAGUGGUGUCCCACUUCGACAGGUGUUUUUUUUAAGCCUCCCACCUUGACCCGUUCCCGCUUCCAGCGCAAGCUUUUCUCUCCAUCAAUUCUGGGUCGGAUUGGGAAGGAUCCAGACAUUCUUCUCGCACGUAGAGCAGACGCAAGGGCUUCAUACGUGAACACUGGACUAUAAACCUGAAACUAUUUUUUCCAGAACUGCUGCGAAACCUGCACUGACUUUAAUACAUACAGUGAAUCAGAACCUAUAUAGAUUUUUGAUUUCUAACUUGAGUCCUAAACAAUAGCGAUAGGGGUUGAAUAUAAACUGAUGUUAGCACUUUAGCUAGUGCCUCUUCUCAAAACAAGUCCCGUUUCGAUAUCGAAGUGGGGAAAGGGUUUAAAAGCACAAUAAAUGACUGACGUCGUUUUUCUUUCCUUUGUCAUGUUCCCAGCUAACAGGGAUCGAUUUUAGAACUUUAGCUAACAUUCUGAAAAAGUUACAAGCAAAUGUUCUACCUGUAACAUUAAUAGAACAUUCAUUCAAAGUUAUCUGGUGAAAUAUUAUCAAAUAAAAAAAAACAUAUCAGAGAACGUUCAGAAGUAACAUUCCCAUGACGUUUGCAAAACGAUAAAAUGCAAUGUUCCCUUAACGUUUUUCAGAUUAAGCUCUAUCAACUGAAAUUUUAUAGUUGUUCUUAAUGUUAAUAAAGCAUUUUAAUAAUAUUCUCAAAACAUUAGCACAAAACAACGUUGUUUAUACAUUGUUCAUGGAAUGUUUGAAACUGUCUUGAAACUUUGUGGAAUGUUUUCUGAAACAUUUUAGUAAGACAUUUUUCAGAUGUUACUUUGGAAUGUUUGUGAGCAUUCAGAAUUAAUGUUUGCGAAAUGAUCAAAUGAAACGUUUUAGUUAAAUGUUUUUAAAUGAUGCUAUUUGUUUCAGAAUGUUCAGAGAAUAUUCUAAAGUAAUAUUCAAAAUGACAAAACAGAAUAUUCCCUUGCCAUUUAUAUAACCAGGAAACAUAUUCGUUUUUUAAACAUAUUAAAACCUGGAUAUAAUAGAGAGCGUUCAGAAAUAAAAAUAAUUGUAACUUGAAGGCAACGUUAGCAAAAUUCUCAGAGUAUAUCUUUGUUAGCUGGGUUAUCUCUGUUUGGUUUCUGGGUUUCCUCUACGAUACGCCAGUCAUUGAGUUUUUAGCGCACCUGUGACAGUGUUUCAUUCGGCGUAGGUGAUUUGUAAAUAUGCUCGGUUAGCUGCAGUUAAACAGUGAGUUGUCUUUGUGGGUUAUGGGUUGCUUUUUACAUUUUCAUUGGUUCUAUUCAGACAUUUUUUUAGUAUAAUCAACCCACCCAAAGUAUAUUUGAUGACACAAAUGUGUACAGUAAUGUGUGUGUUUUUUAAUCUGUACUUGUAGACUAAUGGUGAAUAAAUUUGGUUGAUUCA
Molecule: messenger RNA, 3531 nt
Organism: Carassius gibelio (silver crucian carp)
Lineage: Eukaryota; Metazoa; Chordata; Actinopteri; Cypriniformes; Cyprinidae
Product: protein shisa-6-like
Exons: 9
Coding region: 359-2053 (564 amino acids)
Biological process (GO): regulation of AMPA receptor activity; regulation of short-term neuronal synaptic plasticity
Cellular component (GO): postsynaptic density; dendritic spine membrane; AMPA glutamate receptor complex
Source: RefSeq, a predicted model, not a curated record